AUGGGUUUACCGACCGACCUCUCCACCCAGCACGACGCUGAUGACCAUCCCUAUCCUUCCGACAUCGCUCUUCCACCCUCUCGCACCAACACAUUCGAGUCUCCCGGCGAGUCUCCCUCCAGAACUUCCACGGACGCCGAAUCUCAGCUUGAAUUGGCGACUCGUCACAGACCCAAGCGCAGCCUGGACGUCAAAGACGAUCGCCCUACCGAUGCCCAAGCCUCACCUUCACGGGACCGCUCUCGACCCAAUGGGAAACAAUCCAACAGGAUAUGCGCAAAGUGCGGCGGUCACUUGACUGGCCAGUUCGUGCGCGCUCUGGGCGGCACAUACCAUCUUGAGUGCUUCACAUGCCACGUCCGUAUAAUUGAAACAUGGACCUCGUGCAAUUGCUGA
Molecule: messenger RNA, 396 nt
Organism: Aureobasidium vineae
Lineage: Eukaryota; Fungi; Ascomycota; Dothideomycetes; Dothideales; Saccotheciaceae
Source: the annotation of a GenBank genome assembly